This is a messenger RNA of Nematolebias whitei (Rio pearlfish), 666 nucleotides long. It is a transcript of the gene spcs3, whose product is annotated as signal peptidase complex subunit 3. Lineage: Eukaryota; Metazoa; Chordata; Actinopteri; Cyprinodontiformes; Rivulidae. The transcript is spliced from 5 exons. Gene Ontology annotation, cellular component: signal peptidase complex; membrane. The record is from RefSeq and is a predicted model, not a curated record. Bases 61 to 603 code for a protein of 180 amino acids. Gene Ontology annotation, biological process: protein targeting to ER.
CGGUUGUUGCUUCCUGUGAGUCGUCGCUAGUUGUUGUCGGUGUGAGCAGUAGCUGUGAAGAUGAACACGGUUUUAUCCAGAGCCAACUCGUUGUUCGCCUUCUCUCUGAGCGUCAUGGCCGCUCUGACCUUCGGCUGUUUCGUCACCACGGCCUUCAAAGACAGAAGAGUUCCGGUGGACAUCCACCUGUCCAAAGUUAUGCUGAAGAAUGUGGAUGACUUCACUGGACCCAGAGAAAGAAGUGAUCUGGGUUUUAUCACCUUCGACAUCUCGGCUGAUUUAGAGCCGAUUUUCGACUGGAACGUUAAGCAGCUGUUUCUGUACCUGUCUGCUGAAUAUGCCACGAAGAGCAACUCUCUGAACCAGGUGGUGCUGUGGGACAAGAUUGUUCUUCGAGGUGAAAACACCAUACUGAACUUCAGAGACAUGAAGUCCAAAUACUUUUUCUUUGAUGAUGGAAAUGGACUCAGAGCCAAUAAGAACAUCACUCUGACUUUGUCCUGGAACGUUGUUCCCAAUGCUGGAAUUCUUCCUCUGGUAGCUGGAAGUGGACACGUCAGUCUGCCAUUUCCUGAAACCUACGAAACCACCAAGAGCUAUUAGACAAAGAUCCAGUUUACUGAGACACCCCCACAGCUCAUCAUUUGUUGAUUUGUAAUAAAGAAG